Molecule: messenger RNA, 4998 nt
Organism: Maniola jurtina (meadow brown)
Lineage: Eukaryota; Metazoa; Arthropoda; Insecta; Lepidoptera; Nymphalidae
Exons: 2
Coding region: 1483-4998 (1171 amino acids)
Source: RefSeq, a predicted model, not a curated record
AAAAAGUAGCCAUAUGGGAGGUAACCGUCUGUUCAAUCCCCAUCGACUAGAUAAUCUUAUUUCGUUUAGUUUUAGAAUUUAGUUUUAGUUUUAGAUAGGUUCAUUUGAAUUUAGCGGCAGAUCAAUUAGCUGCAAUAGGUAUAUUGUUAGAAUCGUUCGUCGGGUUGAUAGAAAUAUAGUCGCCAGUGAGGGUAGAUAGGUUACCGCUCAUUGGCAGAGUCGCUCGCGCGUGAAGACAGACGACACACGUCGUCGGCGCUCCAAGCCCCGAAUCCAUCACGCUGGGCCCUGGGGCCAUCCCAAGUGCUACAGGGAAGUGCUUAGUGUCGGUACCGACGGGAGGAGAGACUGCGACGGCGCUGGUGAGUCGAGUUUUCUUAUUUUCUCCUCACUGGUGUCGCGUCAAAAUUAGGUAUUCGUUUUGAAAAAUACAGUCCAUCAGGAAGCGAUUCAAACCCCUUCACCCAUGCCAACUGGCCGGACUGAACAUUGGUCCUUCGAACCGGAUUUGUUUCGUUUGAACCACACCAACUCUCGUAAAACUCGGCCAUGUUGGCAAUUUGUUUGUAAGAAUAUUCGAUUCUUAUAACCAAAUUCUCGAAUCGCUUCAGUGUUUAGGCGUUGAUCUGCCGUUAAAACUUAUUUCGCAUAGUAAUACAAUAUAAUAGGUCCCUAAUUGUCGUAAAACCUACGAAAGAAUAGAAACUACGCAUGAAAUUGUGUCGUGUCGUUGUGUCGUUAUUAGUAUUUCAUCGUAGUUAAUAUUCGCGUAGAAGUUCGUUUCUAGACCUAAAACUUCUGUAGCACUUGCAUUUCGUAUCGUAUUAUAAAAUAUUGUGUCGUAUUUCGUAAAUUGUUUCGUAUCUCAUUGAAUAAAGAUCGUUUAAAUUCCAUUUUAUCUUUCACGCGGUAUUGGAUAUUAUGCGAUCAAAUAAAAUUGUCGUUGUUCUCGUAUGCAUUUAGUAGUAGUAAAUGCUAUCAUACUUGGUCGCAUAAUAUUUCAUAAUCCGCCAUAUUUGUCGUUUUAGUCAUUGGUCGGAUGUUAUGCAGUCAAAUUAAGUUGUCGUUGUUUUCGUAUGCGUAUCGUGAUAGUGAACGCUCAAUCAUACUUGAUCGUAUAACACUGCAUUCGCCAUUACAGAAAAUAACAAUUAAUUGCGUAAGUAGGUACCUUUUGUUCUCGUCUCGUUUUAGUUACUACUUACCUAAUUAAUGUUUGAAAAUCGAUUUUGUUCCUAAAUACCUAGUAGGUACAGUAAAUAAAUAUACUUAUCUACCUAAUAGUUGUCGGAUUGAAAUACUUAGUUGUAGAAAUAGGUAGGUAGGUAUCCACUCGUAUUCGAUUCAAAUUGUUUUUCGGUAUCGAGUAUAGAUAUUAGCCCCUACUAUUUGUUCGAUUGUCGCUUUGUUGCAUACAAUCAAAGUUUCGUUCGAGUAUCGUUAGUUUCGUGUUGUGAUUACGUUUUAAAAUAGUUUGUUAAGAUGCCUCGAUCGGAAUUAACUGCAGUAGGACGUCGUAGUCAGCAAUUAAAACGCGAAAUAGCCUUGAAGCGUAUCGAUGAAUGUUUGACAGCGGGUUUAGAGGCAAAGGAUGAUGCAUCGAGAUUACCAUUGUUUCUAUCACGCUACAGUAGACUCGAAAGUUAUUGUACGAGUUUUGAAUCACAUCACUUGAAACUUUGCUCGGAAAUAUCGGACCCUAAGGAGUUGGAUGAGGAAGAUGAGGUUCGUAGUGAUUUUGAUAAUAAAUAUUUUAAGAUAAUUGAAAUACAUCAAUUAUUAACUUCGAAUGUCGAAUCACGUCCACUUAACGAAUCGCAAUGUUUUGAUACUACGGUAAAAUUACCUAAACUUAACUUGUUGAACUUCGAGGGAGACAUCAAGUCAUGGGGUACAUUUUAUGACAUGUUUAAUACUAUGGUACACAAGAAUAAGAGAUUGUCUAACAUUGAAAGAUUUUCGAUACUUUUGUCACUUCUACGUGGUGAACCAUUGGAGCUAUUAAAGGGUUUUCCACUUUCUGAAAACAACUAUUUAGAUGCAUACGCGGCUUUAAUUGACCGUUACCAAUGUAAACGUAAAUUAGCAUUUCACCACUGGGAAGAACUACAACAUUUCAAGUGCACCUCCACAUCUCCUCGCGAGUUACGUCGUCUCGUUGAUACUUUUAAGAAAAACAUAGCGGUUCUUAAGAACUUAAGAUUACCGGUCGACGAUUGGGAUUUUCCAUUGUUUUAUUUGAUGAUAACUAAACUCGAUCAAGAUACUCGUCGUCGCUUUGAACUCCAAAACAAUAAAAAGGACAUUCCUUCGUUUGACUCGUUGCUCGAAUUUCUUGAUAAGGCAAGUCGGGCGCUCGAGCUAGCUGAACUCGAGCCUACUAGUAGCGCGGUCGCAACGUCCGCCACAUCGUCGUCAUCCCCGCGCCAACCGAGAACGCCUGCUGCCAACAUUCGUGUGCCGCGUGAGAGGAAUUCGAAUCCUCACACAAAGGCCUUGAUUACCAAUACUACAGUCUCCUCUGACUCUCCAUGUAUUUUGUGUCGUAAAAUUCAUUCGCUCUCGCAAUGUUCCGAAUAUCAAAACAAAUCACCUCGAGAUCGUUUUACUCUAGUAAAGGAACAUAGGUUGUGCGUACUUUGUUUACGCCCUGGCCACGUCCUUAGACUUUGUAAAUCUAAGGCUCGCUGUUCAAAGUGUGACAUGUCUCAUGCAACGAGUCUACAUUUUGAUGACUUGUACCCUAAGCCUUCCUUCGAUGGUAGUGGAAGUUCACCUGUUGUCAGCACUUCACCUCAAGAUACUCUGAAUGUCUCGAAAUCUGCGUCCAGCACUGAGACAACGAGUGUCUCUCUUUUAAGUGAUUCAGUGCCAUCCCACACUUCUCUGUUAGCUACAGCUGUCGUCGAUGUCGUCAACAAUUUCGGUUGUCGUUCUAAAAUUCGUGUCGUAAUCGAUAGUGGCAGCCAAUCAAACUUCAUUACGGAGGAGUGCGCUCGCCGCCUCGGACUUCAGUUAUGCAAAACAAACAUCUCUGUUGAAGGCAUCGGGCAAGCCUCUUCUAUCAUAUCUUGUUCCACCAACUGUCGUAUCGUGUGUCCGGAUGUGAACAUGGAUAUUGAAGUUCAAGCUUUGGCCGUGCCUACAAUUUGCAGCCAGAUGCCACCUGCUAAGUUUGAUAGUAAGCAAUGGCCUCAACUUAAAGGUCUUAAGUUGGCAGAUCCGAAUUUUAAUGUACCUGGACCAAUCGAGGCUCUUAUAGGUGUAGACGUUUUCUGCAAAAUAUUCUUAGGUGAUCGUAUCGCAUGUGGUGAACAGGGACCCACAGCAUUUAACACAAAGGUAGGCUGGAUCGUGAUGGGUAACACCUCACCAACGAUUUCUCGUGCCUCCUUACCUUGUCGUCUCGAUCCACAUGACUCGCAACUUCGUAAGGUCUGUGAUGUUAAUGAUCUCCCUAGGUCGUCAACCAUGAGUGAAGAAGAAGCUUUAUUGGAUAGCAUCUUUACCAACACUCAUACUCGUUCAGAUGUUGGUAGAUAUGUCGUUGAACUACCUUUAUCUCGUAAUGCCCAUCUCCACCCUGAGUAUAACACGUUCGUGAGGGACUAUGUCGAAAACUCUUUGCAUAGUGAACAACUUGUUAUCGAACCGAAGCUACAGGCUGACAUCCUUUCGAACGAUGUCUCUCGACCUCUCCAUGAUGUCGCUACUCGCGCUGAUUUACCGGAGCCAACGCCGAACUUGUUAAAUCAUAUCAUCGAGGUUCUACGCCGUGGUUGUUUUGAGCUCAGGAAGUGGGCCAAUAAUUUCUCGUUGUUGUUAGACAAUAUUUCUUGUGACUAUCGUGGUGGUCAAUUGUUAUUGUUCAUUGUCGAGAGCCAACUCUCAGUUAAGGUUCUAGGCCUGGAGUGGAGUCUAUCCCUAGACAAUUUCUCAUUGUCGUUAAGACUGAAGCAUGAAGUUUGCACCCAGCGUAAUGUAAUGUUAGAAUUCGCUCGUACUUUCGACUUUUCGAGACUCCUUGAACCUCUUAUUAUCGCUUUCAAGUAUAUCGUCAAACAAAUUUGGGCGCCUGGGCUAGAGUGGAAGUCACCAUCCUCUCGUUGGAAGACAUACGUCGCUAAUUGCAUUGAUCGCAUUCAGGAGACAAUCCCUCCUAGUCAUUGGCACCUCAUCAGGACCGAGGAUAAUCCGGCUGACUGUGCCUCUCGUGGCCUAUCGGUUCAGCAAUGUAUCGAUCAUCAUCUGUGCUGGUCUGAUCCUAAGUGGCUGUCGUCUUUUGAACCCGUUUGGUCUAAUGCUCGGAUCAUCGAAGAACCCGCUACUGCUAAAGCAGAACAACGCGAUUCAGUUGUGUCGUCAUUCGUUGCAGUCGAUCAACUCAAUAACUAUCCUUUGCUUCCCAAACCGUUACGCAAGUUACAUCCCUUUUUGGAUGAAAACGGUUUAGUCAGGGUGGGCGGUAGACUAGUUCAUUCGGAACUAGAUCACGGUUGUAAACGCUCUUUGUCGUUACCCCGACAACCACGUUUAACUUCGCGUCUCGUCAAUCAAAUGCAUCCUGAUAACAUGCAUCCUGGUCUUAGAACACUAAGCUACUUGCUAGCUCAGAAUCAUUGGAUUCUUUCGUCUCGUCGAGCUAUUAGUAGUCAGCUAUCUAAAUGUGUGAAGUAUUAUCGCGAUGAUCCUAAAUUUUUAACAUUUCGUAUGAGUGGCUUACCCAAAUUGAAAGUUUUGCCACUUAAAACUCGUUCGUGGUACCCCUGGUGGGACCCUGGCGGUUAUCAGAGUCGAUUUCGUGGGACCGUUUCCCUCGUACAUUUAGCGUUGUCGUGGAUCUCGUACCUAUCGUCUCGUAGAAUUGCGUUUCUCGUGUCGAUCUCGCUACCAGGACUAGGUCGGGUCGACUACAAAGACCAUAGAGUCCGCUACUAUUUAUCGAUAUUUAAAAUACACGUAUUUUGGUGGGCGGAAUGUUCAAUCCCCAUCGACUAG